GGUUGUGUUUUAGGAGUCCAACUGGAUUGCUAGAGAACUGAUCCCAAGGACAGAGGGGCAAAGAAUGUGCUACGGCAGCUGCGCCAGAUGUAUUGGCUACUCGCUUCUCAUUCUGGCAAUAUUCUGCAUUGCGGCAAACAUUUUGCUUUAUUUUCCCAAUGGAGAGACCAAGUAUGCUUCCGAGAACCACUUGAGUAGAUUUGUAUGGUUCUUCCAGGGCAUUGGUGGUGCAGGGCUACUGAUGCUGCUUCCAGCAGGAGUUUUCAUUGGACUGGAACAAGAGGAUUGCUGUGGCUGCUGUGGCCAUGAGAGAUGUGGGAAAAGCUGUGCAAUGCUCUCAUCUAUUUUGGCUGCGUUAAUUGGAGUUGCUGGAGCUGGAUACUGUGUUGUCAUUUCUGCACUGGGCUUAGUUGAGGGGCCACUGUGUUUAAACAACGGAGAUUGGUCUUAUGCAUUCAGCGACACUAAUGGGAAAUAUCUGACAAAGUAUCAAACCUGGUCCACAUGCAUCGAACCAAGGAAUGUUGUUGUGUGGAAUGUUACUUUGUUUUCCAUACUUCUGGGUCUGUCUGGAAUCCAGGUCAUCCUGUGCCUAAUUCAGAUCAUUAAUGGCUUAAUUGGUGGGAUAUGCGGUGUGUGGUGCUGCCAAGAUACAUCACAGUCCUACGCUUGCUGAGUUAUACAAGACUUUGGCUGACCCAGAAAAAUGCAAUAAUGAAGAAAAGACGUGUACUGUAUGGCAAUGUAUGAUUUGUCCUCUGCUUUCUACUGGAUGGAACAGAGUACAGUGAAAGAACCAUCUGUCAGAGUGUAAAGAACUUGGACACAAAGUGCUCCUACUCUCCCCUCAUCUAUUCUACUGUGUGCGAAUGGGGUGGGGUAUUUUGCAUUAACAUUGUUUGUUUGUUUUUAUUUAAUAUUGUUUUAUUAUUAAUACAAUAAAUGCUCUAUUAGAAAAUGCA
This is a messenger RNA of Xenopus laevis (African clawed frog), 962 nucleotides long. RefSeq names its product transmembrane 4 L six family member 1 L homeolog (gene tm4sf1.L). The record is from RefSeq and is marked predicted. Lineage: Eukaryota; Metazoa; Chordata; Amphibia; Anura; Pipidae. Gene Ontology annotation, cellular component: membrane.